AUGGCUCCCCAGGAGCACCACAUCGUCGUCGGGACGAAGCGAGGAGACACAACCAUUGACGUGCAGAAACUGUUGGACAAGCCCUGGUACAAGUACAAGCAUCUCAGAAAGCUCUAUGGCUGGCUCUGUGUGGUGCUUAUCGUGCAGGCCACAAAUGGCCUUGACGGCUCUAUCAUGAACGGAAUGCAGACUUUGACCUACUGGCAAUCCUACUUCCACCACCCGACGGGCGCUCAGCUUGGUAUCUUCAAUGGGACGCAGGGCCUCGGCGGCGUCAUUUCGCAGUUCUUUCUGUGGUGGCUCGUCGAGAAGAUCGGUCGCAAGCUGACCAUUGUAUCUGGAGCCGUCAUAAUCAUCAUAGGUGUCUUUCUACAAUCCUUUGCGCGAGGAAUCGCCAUGUUCGCAGUGGCGCGCUGUGUCAUCGGACUGGGACUGAGUUUCGAAUACACGGCCGCCCCAAUGCUUGUCUCCGAGCUUUCGCACCCGACCCACCGUGCCCAGUUGUCAACGCUGCUCAACACCCUAUAUUACUUCGGUGCCACCAUUGCAGCGUGGAUCACACUCGGGACCCUCUCCAUCCAGAGCGACUGGAGCUGGCGCAGUGUCUCGUUGAUUCAGAUGUUCCCGUCUCUGAUCUCGGUCACUCUUACUUGGUGGGUCCCCGAGAGCCCGCGCUGGCUCUGCUCACGAGGCCGAAACGAAGAAGCGUUCAAGACCCUGGUUGACUGGCACUGUGGUGGCAAUGAGGCCGAUCCACUUGCUACCUUCGAGUAUAAUGAGAUCGUGCAAACCCUGGCUUUCGAGAAGGAGAAUGGCAGCAGAAGCUGGCUCGACCUUGUUCGCACGCCGGGCAACCGCCACCGAACUUGGAUUGUGGUGACCUGCUCGAUUCUUAGCCAGGCCACCGGGCAGACCAUCAUCGGCUAUUACCUCGUCUUGAUCCUGAAGGGGGUCGGCAUUACCAACCCCCGUCACCAGUCUAUCAUCAAUGGCUGCCUUACAAUGUGGAACAUGGGAUGGGCAUUUUGGGGCGCAUAUGUGAUUGACAAAUUCGGCCGUCGAGCCAUGCUCUUGACCUCCCUGACCGGCAUGCUGUUUUGCGGAUUCUUGCCGUGGACGAUCUGCAGCGCCUUGUACGUCCAGGAUGGAGUCAAGGAUGCCGGCCCCGCGGUCAUUGCAUUCAUCUUCAUCUUCAAUGCCUUUUACGCCACGACCUGGAACGGUAUCUUGACCGGAUACACGGUCGAAGUCAUGAGCUACGACAUCCGACCGAAGCUCAUCUGCACCCAGAACCUGCUUGUUCAAGCGACCAUCACCGGCUUCAACUACUUGAACCCUGUAGCCUUGAAGAACAUCGGCUGGAAAUACUAUGUCAUCAUAAACAUCAUCAUCCUGCUCACUAUGGUGGUCGUGUACUUCACGUAUCCCGAGACCUCCAAGAUCACGCUCGAGGAAGUCAGCGUCAUCUUCGACGGCAAGCACGCCGUCAAGAACGACAUCCUCCAAAAGCAGGUGAUCAAUGCUGGUGACGAGGACGCUGUAGGCAGCGACGACAAGAAGGGCGCAGUGGAGAUCAUUGAGCGUGAGCACAUUGAAUUGAAGUGA
Molecule: messenger RNA, 1605 nt
Organism: Fonsecaea multimorphosa CBS 102226
Lineage: Eukaryota; Fungi; Ascomycota; Eurotiomycetes; Chaetothyriales; Herpotrichiellaceae
Exons: 5
Coding region: 1-1605 (534 amino acids)
Biological process (GO): carbohydrate transport; transmembrane transport
Cellular component (GO): membrane
Molecular function (GO): carbohydrate:proton symporter activity
Source: RefSeq, a predicted model, not a curated record